Molecule: messenger RNA, 3301 nt
Organism: Exophiala mesophila
Lineage: Eukaryota; Fungi; Ascomycota; Eurotiomycetes; Chaetothyriales; Herpotrichiellaceae
Exons: 1
Coding region: 174-2933 (919 amino acids)
Biological process (GO): protein folding in endoplasmic reticulum
Cellular component (GO): cytoplasm; membrane
Source: RefSeq, a predicted model, not a curated record
CAUCCCUCCCUUGAUUCACCAUUUUGUGCAAACGACUCCCUUGAGGGCUUUCAGACACGGCAAAACGAGUAUAGCCUUCAUCAAGGCAGUGGGGAGGAAUCAGUGAUCCCCAAUUCCUCGAGAGGCCACCCAUCCAUGCCUUCUCAAAUCUCACUCGGCUCUUCACGGUGGCCAUGCGAUUCCCCGAUCUCACCGUGCUAGCACUCGUCCUCCUUGUCCUCCCUCGAUAUGCCCUCACUUCGACCGUCUCGUCAACCUCCAGCCCUGCUCCCACCUGCCCAUAUCGGACGAUCAACUAUAUCACUCACAGCCUCCCGCAACAAUGUCUGACGUCGACGAGAAAGGUCAAUACUUCGCCUGAAACUGGUGGGCCAACGACAACAGGCUCUGCCACUUCGGGUCCUCCAUUAUCGACCUCCACGCCUCCUACAAACGAGACAACAGUAGAAUCACCCACACCUGCAACUUCAUCCCUGUCUACCACGACCACGACCACGACCACCCAGUCUACUGCUGCCAGCACACAAGUUCCCAGUCCAGAAGGAGAAGAUGUGUCCCCCUUGGAGGAGGGUAAAUUUCUUUCAUUUGAGGAUUGGAAGAGAGAAAAUUUGAAGAAAUCAGGCCAGUCAGAUCAGAUAGGCCAUCGUCCAGCCGCUGAACCGUCUGAGCCCCGGAAACGUUCCUCCAUUGAUCAGGGCUCGCUAGAUUCCCUCGGUGACGAUGCCGAGAUCGAUCUAGAUUUCUCUGGCUUCGUGUCCGAUGGACUAGACACCAUCAACCAGCCAAAGCCUCGUCCCCCACAACCUGCAUCAGAUUCUCCAACGGUUCUCGAGCCCGACCGUGGGCCAAGAGCAGGUUUACGCAGUAAGGAUGCGGGCAAGACCUGCAAAGAACGCUCCAAUUAUGCUUCGUUCGACUGCGGGGCCGAUGUGAUCAAGUACAACCCCGAAGCAAAGAGUGCCCUAGCAAUUCUGGGCAAGAAUAAGGAUGCCUAUAUGUUGAACGAAUGCUCCGCCCAAAACAAAUAUGUCAUUCUCGAACUCUGCAACCACAUCGCCAUCGACACUAUCGUCGUCGCAAAUUUUGAGUUCUUCAGUUCCAUCUUCCGCACUUUCAGAGUCACUGUCUCCGACAAAUAUCCUGUCAAGGCUGACAAGUGGAAAUCCAUAGGCACUUUCGAGGCUCGCAAUACCCGUGAGGUCCAAGCAUUCUUGGUUGAGAACCCUGUGAUUUGGGCUCGAUACGUUCGUAUCGAGUUUCUCACCCAUUAUGGCAACGAGUACUAUUGUCCCGUCAGUCUAGUUAGGAUUCACGGCACUACUAUGCUUGAAGAGUAUAACCACGAUCUCGAGUCGCUCCAGACAGACUAUGAGUUGGAAUCUGAAGUCCCCCACUCUUCAGAUGUUUCAGAUGUUUCAUCGGCAAUCUCGGCAACUUCGGCAACUUCGGUCGAGUCCACGUCUACCAGUUCAGAUUCGUCUGUAAACCUGCCCGUCAAGGACCAAAUGAGUGAUAUGAAGCAGGAGAAUGCCACAACCACCGAACUGGAUUCAACAUCAUCUCAGGUCACAGAAGCGACGACCUCGUCACUUUCCGAGACCACCAGUCCGGACACUUCUAAUUCUCAGCGUAACUCCUCCCAAGUCACGAAUGCCGAAAAUCGGACAUCGUCCACAAACGACUGCACCAGCGAAAGAAAUAUGUCAUACACAGCAGAGCACUCGGUCAAUCUCGACCAGAUGGCCAGCAAUGCCACCAGUUUUACAGCUGCAGCCUCCGCGAAUUCCACUAGCAUCAACUCCACCUCGUCUUCUGCGACUCAAUCACCCUCCACGGGGACCAAGACUGAGCAUCCAGUUGAUAUAGGCUCCAAUGCCACAAGCAUCCAGUCAAACAAUUCGUCAUCAAUCAAAUCCACCUCCACGAGUUCCAGCGUCAAUUCCACCAAAGUUUCAGGAUCAUCAACACAGCCGGCACCAGCAGCUCCAACAAUGCAAGAAUCUUUCUUCAAGUCUGUGCAAAAAAGGCUGCAAAUGCUCGAAUCAAACUCGUCACUGUCUCUUCAAUACAUCGAAGAACAAUCCCGAGCACUUCGAGACGCCUUUCGAAAGGUUGAGCAACGACAGUUGGCCAAGACCACCUCAUUUUUAGACCAACUCAAUGCCACCGUGUUGAAUGAGCUACGCGAAUUCCGCCAGCAGUACGACCAACUCUGGCAAUCCACGGUGAUUGAGCUCGAGAUGCAGCGUGAACGCUAUCAGCAAGAGAACGGGGCCAUCAACGCACGUCUUGGGGUUCUCGCUGAUGAGCUCAUUUUCCAGAAACGAAUGGCAUUCUUACAGAUGAUGUUGAUCUUGACAUGUCUUGGUUUGAUCAUCUUCUCCAAGGGAAAUCUCAACAGCUAUUUGGAGUUGCCUCUAGUGCAAAGCGUACUCGCUAGGUCUCCAAGCGCAAAGUGGUCGAAUACACCCAUUACGGGAACCCCCAAUCAUAGUCCUGCGGUGACCAGGAACAACUCCGCACGAAGUACUGAGCGUCAUGGUAUACUGAAGGGUCAUCGACGGGUGGCCUCGGAGGAUUCAACCACGGAUGCCCAAAGUCCAGCUGACUUGUAUUCACCACCAACGCCCGUUAGCUUGGGAGAGACAAGUGAAGAUGACGAUGGUGAUAACGGAAGAGGCCUGGGAAAUGACCAGUUAGGCGAUCCUCAGUUCGAUCCUAGCCUUAUCGAACGGCCUUCGACUAGUCCACCUGAACUUCCAGGCACCGAGACUCCUUCGACUCCGACUGAGGAGCUCGACCUCGGCAACACGUCGAUUGAUUCCAUACUACAGCCAGAUCCCAACAACGCGUAUGUUGCACCGCCACUGGUGACGGUAGAGGCUGCCACACCACCGUCAAAACACCUCAAAUGGCGCCUACCUGAUAGCUAGUCCCUGAGCUAUGAAACACUUGCUCCUCCAAGUAGAAGGACAUUUUGAAAAGCUGUGCAUGGAGUUUGGAGUCGAUGUAAUAUGAGUCAUUGUUUGACUUGGGUCUUGAAUUAUCUAGUUUGCCCAGAAGAAUUAUUAUUAGCUGUAGUCACCUCCCUGACCGAAUAGAAGUGUCUAUACAGCCUGAUUAAUCCAGCCUAUACUUGACAGAAAGCUGAUGCUGAAAUCCACGGAACGACGGAACGGCUGACCUUUGCUUCUCCACCUUUUCAACACCAUUCGGGCACCCAUAAUAACCGAGGUGUACCGAACAAAAAGACGACUACUUCAGUGUUGAAUGUGAACUGUGAACCCCUGUCAUUCAUGGU